GUUCUCAACUUCGGCGACCACCGGUAGUGAGUAAGGAGACUAGCCGGCACGCAAUGGCGAAGUGGUUACGUUUCUCGCUCCUCUUUUUGGGAGUUUUCUCUCUGCACUGCGCCGCGUCGGCCGACAACAGCGGCGUGAAGAAGAUGAAAAUGCAGUUCGCCACGGGGCCCCUACUCAAAUUUCAAAUUUGCAUUUCCUGAGGGUACAAGCGGGUGUUUGAGGAGUACACGCAGGCCUUGUACCAGCGGUACCCAGACAUCCGCAUUGAAGGGGAGAACUAUCUUCCUAUACCUAUCUAUCGCCACAUUUCAUCCUUUCUGUCUGUGUUCAAGCUGCUGGUGAUUGGGAUGAUCAUUAUCGGCAAAGACCCAUUUGCCCUGUUUGGUAUGCAAGCCCCGGGCAUUUGGGUUUGGGGCCAGGAAAAUAAGAUAUAUGCCUGCAUGAUGGUUUUCUUCUUCAGCAAUAUGAUCGAAAACCAGUUAAUGUCAACAGGGGCUUUUGAAAUCACAUUAAAUGAUGUACCAGUGUGGUCAAAACUGGAGUCGGGUCACCUUCCCUCCAUGCAGCAGCUUGUGCAGAUCCUGGAGAAUGAGAUGAAGAUGAACGUUCACAUGGACACAAUGUCACACCAUCGCUCCUAACCCUACACUGCCGCCCCCCCUCCCCCUGCUGGAGCCAAAGGUCCCUCCAUGUUUGAGGUGGGUUUCCCACUGGGCUGUGAAGUGAUGUUUAUGAAGGUCUGUGCUGAAGGCAGGGAGACUGUUUGCACAGGCUGGAUGUCCCCAUCACUCCUCACCAUGCGUUUUGGAGAAUCUCUUCCUCUGACACCUGAAUGGGACCAAUAGCAACUUUGCCAGCCAUCAUGUCAUUUUGUUCUAUUUUUAUUACUACUGCAGAAUUCAUCUUGUGCAAUAAACAUUCAGUUUAGGCGUAGGGAAAUCUCAGUCAUCAACAUUCUUACGAGAGUUAACACUGACUUAUAGUCAUCAACUUGUCACAUAAAUUAAUCCAUGUGAGUGAUUCUUCCUUUUUACCAUUGAGCCAUUUUGUAUAAUUUAGCCAUUUUUUUUCCUUAAAUUACAUAGUGUUGUGUACAAUACGCCAUACACUGUCUGAUUACAAUGAAAAUAAUGUUGGGAAAUUACAUUUUUGUUGAUUUCUGAAUUCUAAUUUUUAUAUUUACCUUGCAUAGAAAGAAAUUAAUGAAGAUUAAUAAAAAGUAAAUAUUGUUCUGUGAAGUUCUGUUUUUCCUCAACUCUUGUCUGCCUCAAUGAAAUUUUAUAAGUUGUGGUAAAAGACAAUGUAAAUUAUUAAACCUA
Lampris incognitus (smalleye Pacific opah) is the source of this 1319-nucleotide messenger RNA. RefSeq names its product selenoprotein T, 1a (gene selenot1a). Gene Ontology annotation, biological process: cell redox homeostasis. The transcript is spliced from 6 exons. Gene Ontology annotation, cellular component: endoplasmic reticulum membrane. Gene Ontology annotation, molecular function: thioredoxin-disulfide reductase (NADPH) activity. The record is from RefSeq and is a predicted model, not a curated record. NCBI's taxonomy places the organism in Eukaryota, Metazoa, Chordata, Actinopteri, Lampriformes, Lampridae.